AUGGGAGCCCCCACGAUGCGAAGCCUCCAAUGGAACGAAGAUGAGCUUCUCACAGCACCCAUCUCUCCGUUUCAGAGUUCGGAUAUUCACAAUGGAGAAGAUUUGCUUUUCACAGAUCCCAACCCUGUAAAAUGGAGGCUAUUACAGGAUGAGAGACUUGUGGAGGCACCUGACGAAAACCCAGGACUAGGCAUAGAUAGAGGCACUCACUUCUUUACAACUCAAGAUCUUGUGGCGCCUAGCAGCUUAUCAACUGCCCCAGAAGAUUCAACUCUCACCCAGUUCUACGACCAUUCUUUCACCGUGCAUGAGACAGCUGAGAUUACUGCCCCGGGCGUCCAUCUCGAGGAUUCCGCGAAAGAAAGUGACAUAGGGGCUGACAGCACAGGGACUUCUAUUGCAACAGAAGAAUCCCUUGGGUUGGAGUUGCCCAUCCAAGGAGGCGUUACAGAUCUUCAAAACAUUCCGAGCGCUGCAUACCUGACAUCUAUUGUGCCACAAACCAUGACGGUGAAUCUCAUUGUCGGAAUUGCUACAAUUCGACCACCGCGUCGCAUUGUGACGCGGCGAUGGAAGAACGAACUAGACCUUGUCGAAAUAGUAGUGGGAGAUGACACAAGAAGCGGGUUCGGAGUUACGUUCUGGCUCCCCCCAGUGGAACAAAGGAUCGCCCCAGGUCACCAUGACGAGAGCCAUGAGCUUCGCAAAAUGCUGGCGACUUUACGGCCGCGAGACAUUGUUUUGUUGCGCAUGGUAGGAUUGAGCUCCUUCCGGGAACGGGUUUACGGACAGAGUCUCAGGAAAGGGAUCACCAAAGUCGAUCUACUUCAUCGACAGAGGGUCGACGUAACAGAUGCGGGUGGUAUGUACAGUGCAAGGAGUCUCAUGAACCAUGAUACGACAGCCAAGAACGAUGAACUACUGCGAGUCAAAGCAAGAAAGGUGCGCGAGUGGAUCAGACGUUUCGUGAGUACCACGACGGAUUUAGCAGGCGGUGAUGCAAGGGAGCCCACGCAACGUGGGCCGAGUUUACCUCCAGAUACGCCAGAGGAUUCGUCGAGGUUAUAA
Aspergillus nomiae NRRL 13137 is the source of this 1068-nucleotide messenger RNA. RefSeq lists its product as uncharacterized. The transcript has a single exon. Lineage: Eukaryota; Fungi; Ascomycota; Eurotiomycetes; Eurotiales; Aspergillaceae. Bases 1 to 1068 code for a protein of 355 amino acids. The record is from RefSeq and is a predicted model, not a curated record.